CGCCAGAACCGACACUGGGGAAACUGGCCACAAGCAGAACUACAGUGUUUGUCUGUUUUCAUUAUUCGCAACUUUUCCUGUGUUAUUGCCCCCUUAAAAAACAGGAAACCAUAGCUUAGAGAGAGAAAUAAUUUCCCCCAAAAGGACAGAGACAGUUAAGUAGCAGUCCCCUGUCGGCCAAGUUCAACGCCCAGACCUCUUCCACUUCGCCUCAGCGCAGGCUGAGAUCGCGGGCUUCUUCGCCAGCAUUGAUGGGGAGUUUUAUUGUCGAAUCUCCCAGGUGUGUCGUGAUCCGCGGGAGCAGGUGUUGGCAGCAGGAGCAUUCCUCCGGGCCAAAUGUGCAGGAGACGAUGCCCCUCCUCAACCAGCAGAUCGAAGAGGAGAAUGAUUACAGCUUGACGGCCAGCCUUGACAACGUUAGGAAUCUCUCCACUAUCUUAAAGGCUAUUCAUUUCCGAGAACAUGCCACGUGUUUUGCUACUAAAAAUGGAAUCAAGGUUACAGUGGAAAAUGCAAAGUGUGUGCAAGCAAAUGCUUUUAUUCAGGCUGGAAUAUUUCAAGAGUUUAAAGUUCAGGAAGAGCCUGUUACUUUUCGAAUUAAUUUAACUGUCCUUUUAGACUGCUUAUCUAUUUUUGGAUCAAGUCCUAUGCCAGGGAUUUUAACUGCACUUCGAAUGUGUUAUCAAGGUUAUGGUUACCCUCUGAUGCUGUUUCUUGAAGAAGGAGGAGUGGUGACAGUCUGUAAAAUCAAUACGCAGGAGCCUGAGGAAACUCUGGAUUUUGAUUUCUGCAGCACCAAUGUUAUUAAUAAAAUCAUUCUGCAGUCCGAGGGGCUCCGUGAAGCAUUUUCUGAAUUGGAUAUGACAAGUGAGGUCCUACAGAUCACCAUGUCUCCUGACAAGCCUUACUUCAGGUUAUCUACUUUUGGGAAUGCAGGAAGCUCCCACCUUGACUAUCCCAAAGAUUCUGAUUUGAUGGAGUCAUUUAAUUGUACUCAGACCCAGGUCAACAGAUACAAGAUUUCUUUACUGAAACCCUCUACAAAGGCAUUAGUCCUGUCUUGUAAGGUAUCUAUUCGGACAGAUAACCGGGGAUUCCUCUCAUUACAGUAUAUGAUUAGAAACGAAGAUGGACAGAUAUGUUUUGUGGAAUAUUACUGCUGCCCUGACGAAGUUCCUGAAUCUGAAUCUUAAGUAUGACAGUACAUUGUGACACUUAUGUAUACAUUCAUGAUAGGUCAUAUUCUCAUUCUGGGUAUAGUACCCUUCAUGAUUUCUUACUGGAUUUUCUCAAGUGAAGAAACGUGGAGGAGAUAGGAGCAAGAUCCCUGUAUCCUAAUAGUUGCUGUAUAUUUUGUCAGUAAGUGUUUUCAUGGAAUCGUAGAUUAUUCAGUACUGGACUAUCCUGUGGUUCUGUCUUUUGAACUCAUCGGAAUCAUUACGAACCAAGAUAGAUAAAUUAAUUCUAUUCUAUUUAAGUAGGACAUUUCAAGAGUCUAAAAAUUCAAAGUUUGAUGAAGCCAUAUCCGAAAUGUUCUUUUGUUUAUUUGCUAUUAGAAAAAGCAAAGGCAUACGGGCAUUGCUUAUUAGUUUGAAUCUAGAGAAUAUAUCUUAAAGCAAUGAUUCUCAAAGUGCUGUGCCCGGACAGAUAGCAUCAGCAUCACCUGGAAACUUGUCAGAAACUCUGGCAGUGGGCCAGCAAUCUCCAAUUUAGAAAGCUCUCCUGCCUCCCACCCCCCAGGAAAUUCUGAUGUAUGCUAAAGUUUGAGAAUCAUUAUUUUAAAGGAUACUUUAAAAACAAAAAAUAGUAUUGAAUUGAUUAAUUGCAUUGAACUGAUUGCAUUUAUCUGUGGUUUCUUCACAAAUCUGCUGAAGUUUAGGCAUCGCCAAACAAGUCUGAAUAAUUAUAUGACUUAUUUUUAAAGUAUACAUUUUGAAGAAAUCUCUGAACAAGAUAAACAGUCUUUAAAGUUACAGAUGUUCUUCAAAACAGCUCCUCAAAACUGUUCAGUGCAGUGAGUACUUGUUAGAUACCUUCUACUUCCCUAUAAGAGUUUCUCAACCAAACCAAGGUGUAGAAAACCAGUUAUUAAGUGAUUUUUCAUUUCUUGGCUAAUUUUCAAUGAAAUAAUUUUGUGGCAUGUCAGUAUUUAAUAAAAUGUAAUGUUAAAACUAUCUGACUUGUUUUCUAGUAGAAAAAAUACAUAACUAAAAUGAAGUUUCUGUACCAAGUAACAACAGCUCAGUGUCUCUAGGUGGGCGGCACCACUGGCCUUUUUGGUGGGGAAAAAACUGCCAUCCCAGUGCAGGAUUCAUUUAGCCUCCCUGUCCCUUACCCACUAAUACCAGUCAGUGUGACCACCCCCUUCCCCAAAUAAAUAGUGCCCCCUACUACUGAUGGCUGGGAACCAUUGAAUGAUAUUCACCAAAUUCUGAGGGUGUAUUUGUAAUGUGCUGCCAUAAAACAGGCUACAUAGUAUUAGAGGAAAUUGGUUUGGAGAGUAAGGCACUUCAGAGAAAGGCUCCCCCAGAACAGCUGUAAACACACUUCUCCCAGACAUAUGAGCAAUUCUGUUAUCUCGCCCAGGGUGAGUACCCUAUAACUAAUAAGUCUCCCAAGCAAUCUCGGAUGCCCAGCUGGUACAAAAGAAGUUGGAGUUUUUUGUAUAGUACAUGUUCAAGAAGGAAAUGAAUGAAUCUAUUAAAUGUCCAAAUAUUUUUUUGUUCAAACACCAAGAAUAGAGCAAAUCUAAAACAUAAGUAUGAAAAUAUUUAAUCAGUCAACAUUUCAAGGACUACAAUUUUCCUUUAAAAUUAAAAUUGUGCAGUUAGUUUUGGUUUUUGUUUACUGGUAUCUCCAGUACCUAGAACAGUGCCUAGCAUAUAAUAGCCAUUCAAUAAAUAUUUAUUAAUUUCCACUUUCAGAUUAUCUUUUAGCAUUCUAUAAUCACCAUUUAAUUCCAAUUAUUUAGCUCUGAAUUUAUUUUGUUCUAAUGAUUUUUUUAAAAGUCAACCUAUGAAAAAUUUAAAGUAUACUAGGUGUGAUCAAACAAUAUGGUGAAUGUCUAAA
This is a messenger RNA of Rhinolophus ferrumequinum (greater horseshoe bat), 3069 nucleotides long. It is a transcript of the gene RAD1, whose product is annotated as RAD1 checkpoint DNA exonuclease. The transcript has 5 exons. Gene Ontology annotation, biological process: DNA repair; DNA damage checkpoint signaling. Bases 252 to 1193 code for a protein of 313 amino acids. Gene Ontology annotation, cellular component: nucleus; checkpoint clamp complex. Lineage: Eukaryota; Metazoa; Chordata; Mammalia; Chiroptera; Rhinolophidae. The record is from RefSeq and is a predicted model, not a curated record. Gene Ontology annotation, molecular function: 3'-5' exonuclease activity.